This is a messenger RNA of Oryzias latipes (Japanese medaka), 3658 nucleotides long. It is a transcript of the gene tp73, whose product is annotated as tumor protein p73. Gene Ontology annotation, biological process: protein tetramerization; regulation of transcription by RNA polymerase II; apoptotic process. Gene Ontology annotation, molecular function: RNA polymerase II cis-regulatory region sequence-specific DNA binding; protein binding; DNA-binding transcription factor activity, RNA polymerase II-specific. Gene Ontology annotation, cellular component: nucleus. The record is from RefSeq and is a predicted model, not a curated record. NCBI's taxonomy places the organism in Eukaryota, Metazoa, Chordata, Actinopteri, Beloniformes, Adrianichthyidae.
CAAAGACAGGACAAAAAAUAACAAAGGCCUAGUAAUCAGUCACCACUGAUGACAGCUCUUAAACAACUCAAACAUAUUCCUCAACUUUCUUUUAAAGAAAAGAAGACUCAUACAACUCAGACACAAUGAAAGACUGGCACUGGAUACCCCUUCAAAGAGUGUUCUGCCCCUCACUGGACUACUCGUCCUCUAAGAUGUCCCAGACCACUGUUGCUGAGGAAGGAGGCACCUUUGAUCACCUGUGGAGCUCCCUGGAGCCAGAUAGCACUUAUUUCGAGCUCCCUCCAAACAGCAGGCCCGGUGAACACCCAGUGGCUUCUACCAGCAUCUCCGGGAGUCACUGCAACUCAGCCGAGGUUUCCAUGGAUGUUUAUCACAUGAGAGACACAAAUGACAAUGUAAUGUCCCAGUACAACUUGCUGAGCAGCAGCAUGGAGAGCCUGGGGAGCCGUGCGACGUCCGCCAGCCCCUACAGCUCUGAGAACGCCUCUUCAUCGGCUGUGCCCACCCCUUCACCUUACUCCCAGCCCAACUCUACGUUUGAGGGCCUCUCGCCUGCCCCAGCAAUCCCCUCCAACACCGAUUACCCGGGCCCACACGACUUCCAGGUGUCUUUCCAGCAGUCCAGCACCGCCAAGUCUGCCACAUGGACCUACUCCCCCCUGUUGAAGAAGCUCUACUGUCAGAUUGCCAAAACCUGUCCGAUUCAGAUCAAGCUGGUGUCCUCUCCUCCACAUGGCAGCAUCAUCAGAGCCAUGCCGGUCUACAAAAAGGCAGAGCACGUGACAGAGGUGGUCAAACGAUGCCCCAAUCACGAACUUGGCCGGGACUUUAACGAUGGUCAAACUGCUCCAGCCAAUCACCUGAUCAGAGUGGAGGGAAACAACCUCUGUCAGUAUGUGGAUGAUCCUGUCACCGGCAGACAGAGUGCCUAUGUGCCCUAUGAGACUCCACAGGUGGGGACUGAGUUUACUACCAUCCUUUACAAUUUUAUGUGCAACAGCAGCUGUGUGGGUGGCAUGAACAGGAGACCCAUCCUCAUCAUCAUCACCUUAGAAACCAGAGAUGGCCAGGUGUUGGGCAGAAGGUCGUUUGAGGGUCGGAUAUGUGCGUGUCCUGGCCGGGACCGCAAAGCCGAUGAAGACCACUUUAGGGAACAGCAGGCCCUGAACGAGAGCGUGGCCAAAAAUGGCAGUGCCAAUAAACGCAAUUUUAAACAGAGUCCACCAAAUAUUCCCAAUCCAAAUAUGAACAUGAGGAAGAGGCGACAUGGAGAAGAGGAAAUUUACUAUAUUCCAGUUCGUGGCCGGGAGAACUUUGAGCUGCUGAUGAGGAUUAAAGACAGUUUGGAGCUGGUGGAGCUGGUGCCGCAGCCGCUGAUUGACUCCUACAGACAUCAAACACAGCAGCAGAUGCUGCAGAGACCGAGCAACAUAAACUCGCCCUCUUCCUAUUCUCCAUUGUCAAACAUGAACAAGAUCCAUUCACACGGAGGCCUCAGCAAGCCAUCUGUCAACCAAAUGAUGGGGCAGCAGCCCCAGCAACACGCCAACUCCUCCAUGUCUCACAUGGGUCCAAACAUGCUCAAUAACAGCCACUUGCAGGCUAACGGCGAAAUGAACAGUGGCCACAGCAAUCACAAUAUAGUGUCUGCCUCCCACUGCAGCCCGCCCCCUUCAUAUAACCCUGACCCCAGCCUUGUCAGUUUUCUCACCAGUCUGGGCUGUCAGAACUUCAUUGAGUACUUCACUUCACAGGGUCUCCAGUCUGUUUAUCAUCUCCAAACUCUAUCUAUGGAGGAUUUAGCUGCACUGAAGAUACCGGAACAGUCCCGCCUAGUCAUCUGGCGAGGGCUGCAGGACAUGAAACAAGGUGUUCCCGUCCAGCUUCCUCCUUCUGCUCAUCACCAUGACUAUCACGGCCAGCAGUUGCUCCGCUCCAGCGGCAACAUGGCAGCCUCUGCGAUGGCAGCCAUUGGUUCUAGCGGUGGGGAGCUGCAACGUCAGCGUGUCAUGGAAGCUGUGCACUUUCGAGUCCGCCACACCAUAACGAUCCCCAACAGAUCCGGCGUGGGCACAGCGGGGAUGGCAGCAGCCGCUGAUGAGUGGGCUGACUUUGGCUUCGACAUGCCUGAUUGUAAAGUGUCCCGUAACAAGCACUCCAUUAAGGAGGAAUUCAUGGAAAGUGACGUUCACUGAGAAAGAAAAGCAUCCAGUGAUUGUUUUACUUCUGUCAACAUUGUUCUCCUGGUGAAGCUUUUGUCCUUCAGUGAUUUAUUUUUAGGAAAUCAACCACUAAUUCACUUACAUGUGAUUUUUCAAGUGAGAAAGUUCACUUUGGUUGGAGGUUGAGCUUUCUGCUUGUUUCAUCUGUAGGAUAAAAGCACUAGAAACAAGGCAAACAUGUCAUGACAUUAGCUUUGUUUAUCCCACAAUAUAACAUAUUUUUUAGAAAUCUGUGCAACAAUGCUUCCUUUUAUAAUUUCCUUUUUUUUUACUCUAAAGAAACAAUUCACAUGAUUAAAUUUAUUUCAAAUGUUUCUUUUAGACCCUAUGUUUUUGAAAAAGACUAAAUGUUCUCAAUAGACUAACUUAUUUAUUUUUUUCAGUUUUCCUUAGCUCGUGCGUUUGUACUGUAUAUACUGAAUCUUGUAAAAUCCCUGCAACAAAAGUGUCUAAAAACUAGUUUUUAGAUUUUAAUAAUAUGACUGUUGCUUUAACCAAAUGUUUAGAACUGAAUAGUAAGGCGGACUGAGAAAUACAAGAACACUGUCCUGUAUUAAAAGCUGCGAUGAGUUGAGGACCACUGGUUCUGUAUAUUUUUCUCCAUUUACCUAAUGUUUUGUGGGAUUUGGCAUUAAUAAUGUGUAUGUUAACCUGUUUUAUAAAUAGCAUUGAUAUUGCUUAGUCUUUUCAAAAAGUUGUAGGAUAUAUAGUGUUAAUUCUUGUAUUGUGACAAAACAAAAGAUUUCAAACAGUGUUAUUGUGAAAGCAGGAAUUCAGGUGGUUUUAUAAAUAAGAAAUGAAAAUGUCUCCCUCCCAAAAAAAAACAACUUUUUUUUGUCUUUCUUUGAAUGUUUUUCAAAAACUGCAAAGUUUUUGAAACCCUUUAUAUCAAGCUAACAGCUAAUAUUGUACCAUGAUACUUGUUUGUGGAUUUUUCACAACAUUCCAAUUUAUUGUUUAGAUUGCCAAAAAGCUGAAUGUUCAAGUGUUCUGUCAAGCUGGUUUGUUGAACUUGUUUUGUAGUUUCACCCAUUUUUUCCCUGCUUCUUGUCUAACAUCAGCUGAAAAAGACUGAAACUCUUUGCAACCAACUUUUAGAGUCAUUUUAAAGGUAAUUUCCUGAAAACAUGGUACAAACCAUUUUCCAUUUACAGGUUGGAGAAUAGGCACUUUAAAUGAUUUAAAGGUUAACUUAAUAGGAAUAUCAGUAUUAUGCAUUUUCAAAAUGUAAAUAUCAAUGUUUUUUAGUGUAUAAUGUAAUUUCUUUCCCCUUUUUUAUCUUCCAUUUUGUUAAAUGAUGUAAAAUGGAUCUAUUGUUGUGCAUCAAUGCUUCAUGUGUUGAGUAGUGUUUUUGCUCUUUAACCUUAGAUUUCUUCAACAUUUUUUCUUAAUUCAGUUUCUUUUCAUCAAAACAAUAAAGGGGUUUUAACUCA